Aspergillus sclerotioniger CBS 115572 is the source of this 2260-nucleotide messenger RNA. Its product is annotated as ABC1 kinase family protein. The record is from RefSeq and is a predicted model, not a curated record. Bases 138 to 2123 code for a protein of 661 amino acids. The transcript has 2 exons. Lineage: Eukaryota; Fungi; Ascomycota; Eurotiomycetes; Eurotiales; Aspergillaceae.
CACCUCCUUCUCUUCUCUUUGCUUCUUCGUUUCGUUGCUUUUCUUUUCCCUUCCUCCUACCUACUAUCACGGCAUUGACUCCCCGUGCCACCCACUCGUCCCGCCAUGACCAUCGCUCUUCCUGUCUCCUCGUUCUGAUGGCAUCGGCCACCGUCUCCCGCGCCUUGCGCUCUUUCCCCUCUCAGCUCGCCCGCCCCCGUCUUCCUCGUGCUCCCCGAUUUCUUCCUCCACUUGCCCGCCAUGUCCAUCCUGGGCGAUACCAGCCAUUCGUCCCUCCCUCGCCGGUCUCCCUAGGCAAGCCCACCCCGGCCAAAACCUACGAUCGCACCCGGAAAUGGCUGCGUCGUUUCGUCUAUCUCUCGCUAGCCACCGGGGUUGUCUACGUCCUGGACACCCAAUUUUACGCCGCCUCUCUGACACGAACGGCUCGCACGUUUAGCUUGGGGCUUCUGGUGGCUAUCGACUACAAGAUCAACUUCCGUCCUAACCCGCCGCUGGCCAGCUCCAUCAACGCCGUGCACACCCGCAAUGCGGAGCGGUUGUCCGAUCUGUUGCGUCACAAUGGCGGCCUGUACUUGAAGAUUGGCCAGGCCAUCGCCAUGCAAUCUACCAUCCUGCCACCCGAAUUCCAGAAGAUGUUCUCGCGCAUGUUCGAUGACGCCCCCCAGAAUGACUGGAAGGAAAUCGAGAAGGUCAUUCGCGAGGACUUUGGUCGCUCCGUCGAGGAGGUCUUUGGCGUCUCCUUCACUGGCGAACCCGGCAAGGGUGUCAUGGAGCGCGCUGCACGCGCCAGUGCUAGUGUCGCCCAGGUGCAUUGGGCCCGUCUCCCUGACGGUCGCGAGGUCGCCAUUAAGAUUCAGAAACGGGAAAUCGCCCAGCAACUGAAAUGGGAUCUCUGGGCCUUCAAAGUCGUUUCUUGGAUCUACAGCCGCACCUUUGACAUCCCCUUCUACAGUCUCGUUCCCUACGUGUCUGAACGCCUCUCGCUGGAGACCGAUUUCGAGAAUGAGGCCGACAACUCUGAAAACAUGGCCCGUCUGGUCGCCGGCGAGUCCCGUCUCCGCGGCCGUGUCUACAUUCCCAAAGUCUACCGCGAGCUCAGCUCGAAGCGUGUCAUGACUGCUGAAUGGAUCGAGGGCGUCCGCCUCUGGGAUAAGGACUCGAUCACACGGACCUGGCGCGGUGGCUGGCGCACCGGCACCCCAGGCUGCCACGGAACACCGCUUGAUCCCCGCAACGCCGAAAACCCCGUCGCCAAGUUCGCCCGCAACCCACAGCUCACCUCCAAGAUCAAACCUGAGCGCGACCACUGGCGCGGCGGGUACGCCCGUGCCGGCCUCGGGCUCUCCCUCAAAGAGGUCAUGACCACCAUGGUGGACCUCUUCUCCGCGCAGAUGUUCCUCUGGGGCCUGGUCCACUGCGACCCGCACCCAGGCAACAUAUUCAUCCGUCGGACACCCUCCGGCCACCCGGAGCUCGUCCUCAUCGACCACGGACUCUACAUCCACAUGGAUACCGAGUUCCGCCACCAAUAUGCCCGCUUCUGGAAAGCCCUCCUCACCUUCGACAACACCACUCUCACCUCCGUUGUCCGCGGCUGGGGCGUCCAAAACACCGACGUCUUCGCCUCGGCAACCCUAAUGCGCCCCUACCACGGCGGCGACCUCUCCACGCGCCGCUCCUUCGAGGGCCUCAGCAAGGCCGAGCGCGCUACCCGUCACUACGAAAUGCAGCAAGCGGCCCGCAAAGCCAUCCGCGAAGUCCUCGGCGAUGAGGAGAAAUGGCCCCGUCCACUGAUCUUCAUCGGCCGCAACCUCCGCAUCGUCCAAGCCAACAACCAAUUCCUCGGCUCACCCGUCAACCGCGUCAAAAUCACGGGCACCUGGGCGUCCCGCGCGCUAGUCGAAUCCCCUGAUCUCCCAACCGGCGAAAAGCUCCGCAACUUCGCCCGCCACAUGCUCUUCCGCGUGGUGCUGUUUAGCACAGACCUCUUCUUCUGGUUCACCAAGGUGCGACAGUUCCUGCACCUCGGUGGCGGAAUGGAAGAUACCAUUGAGGCGCAGAUGCAGGGCAUGGCGAAGGAUUUGGGAGUCGAGUUGAGUCAGAAUGUGUUUGAGGGAUAGUCCCAUCCCUACUUCCCAUCCGCUAUAUAAAGGGAAUAUACUAUAUGAACAUAUACUCUCCUCCUCUUUGGUAUACUCUGUUUGAUUGCUAUUAUAUAAAUCAGAUAGAUACCAUAUACACAAUACAACAAACUCAC